This is a messenger RNA of Nanorana parkeri, 1436 nucleotides long. Its product is annotated as zinc finger protein OZF-like. Gene Ontology annotation, biological process: regulation of DNA-templated transcription. The transcript has 2 exons. The coding region runs from base 1 to 1359 and encodes 452 amino acids. Gene Ontology annotation, molecular function: RNA polymerase II cis-regulatory region sequence-specific DNA binding; DNA-binding transcription factor activity, RNA polymerase II-specific. The record is from RefSeq and is a predicted model, not a curated record. NCBI's taxonomy places the organism in Eukaryota, Metazoa, Chordata, Amphibia, Anura, Dicroglossidae.
AUGACCAUUAAAGAUGAAGGCAUCUUUCCAGAGAUCAGUACAGAGGAGCACCUCAGCUGUGUCCUAGAAGAUAACAUCAUUAGUCAAGAUUGUCAAGGAGAAAACCCUGUGGCGCAAAAACAUCCAGGACAUUACAGUGAAGAUAGUUCACCAGAUCUCUCCAAUCUCGAGGAACUUUUUCCAAAUCCAGCUCCAUCUACACUUGCAGGACUUCACAUUAUGGACAAAUCGCCUCAUCCUUCUAAUCUUGAGGAAACCCCUCUCGAUAACUCACAUGGUGUUAUCCCAGAAGUCCAACCACAUGUGCACAGUGAAGCCAGGUCACCAGGGGCCUCCAUACCUGAGGAACCUCCUUCAGAUAGCUCAGGAACCGCUUCUCCAGGACUUCCCGGCAUAGCUAGAUCACUUGGUCCCUCUGGCCCUGAAGAAGAACCUUACUGUAAGGCAGAGAAGGAUGAACCUGGUGACUGUCUUACGCGGACAUCAAAUCUUAUUGAAGAUCCAAACAAGUACACUAAUAGAAGUUCCUUUAUAUGUCCGGACUGUGGGAAAAGCUUUGAGGAGCAAAGAGAACUUGACCAACACCGGAGGACUCACACCGGGACGAAGCCUUAUUCAUGUUCUGAUUGCGGGAAACGGUUUCCAGCUAAAUCAAAACUAAUCCAACAUUUGAGAGUCCACACGGGUGAAAAGCCCUUUCCCUGUGGUGUGUGCGGGAAAUGUUUCACCACCAAGACCAACCUUGCCACACAUCAAUCCAUCCACACAGAAGAGAAACCAUUUGCGUGUUCUAAGUGUGAAAAAUGUUUCACAAGGAAAUCAUCUCUCCUGACACAUCUCCGGAUUCACAAUGGUGACAAAGAUUUCACGUGUGGAGAGUGCGGCAAGAGCUUUACGUUAAAAUGUUAUUUACGGAUUCAUGAAAAGAUUCACACAGGUGAGAAGCCGUUUGCGUGCACGGAGUGUGGAAAGUGCUUCCUCCAGCGGUCAGCCUUUGUCAAACAUCAGCGCCUUCACCGAGGUGACAAGCCGUUUUCCUGCCAGGAGUGCGGAAGGUGCUUUUUAGAGAAAGGACAACUUGCUAUACAUCAGCGCAUACACACGGGGGAACGGCCUUAUGCCUGUUCCGAAUGCUACAAAAGUUUCUUUAAAAAGUCUGAUCUUCAGAGGCACCAGAGAACGCACACGGGCGAAAAACCUUUCUCCUGCAGUCAGUGCGGGAAAAGCUUCACGCAGAAAGCUCAUCUCAUUGCCCAUCAGAGAGUUCACGCGAGCGAGAAGCCAUCUUCCUGUUCAGAGUGCGGCAGAUGUCCACGGAAGUCUCAUUCUGGCCAGCACCAGGAAGGUCACACUCAUUGACUCGAAUGAAGAACCAUCCCAAGUUUUGUAUGUAGCAUUUGUUUUAGGCAGAGACUAAUAAUGUGUAAUAAAGUUCA